AUGUCACAGCUUAGCCUGUCCCAGCUGGAGCUGGGGCUGGGGCUGGGCGCAGUCUCCCCGUGGCUGCUCCUGGUACUGAUUGGCACCUCUUGGGUCUUGGCUCACGUGCUCACGAGGACUUACGCUUACUAUAAAAUGUCUCGCCGGCUCCGAUGUUUUCUGGAGCCUCCCAGACAGAACUGGUUCUUGCGUCAUCUGCACUUGAUGAACUCCACGGACCAGGGCCUAAACGAAAUGGCUCGCCUGGUCACCACCUACCCCCAGGGCUUUCUGUUCUGGGUGGGCCCCACCAUCCCGUUCGUCUCUUUGUGCCACCCUGAUGUCCUCCGACCUGUCCUGAAUGCUUCAGCUGCCAUCGCACCCAAGGACAUGGUCUUCUACGGCUUCCUGAUGCCAUGGCUGGGGGACGGGCUUCUGCUGAGCUCCGGGGACAAGUGGAACCGCCAUCGCCGCAUGCUGACGCCUGCCUUCCACUUCAACAUCCUGAAGCCCUACAUGAAGAUUUUCAGCAAGAGCGCGGACAUCAUGCAUGCCAAAUGGCAGCGCCUGGCCUCUGAGGGCAGCGCCCGUGUGGACACGUUUGAGCACAUCAGCCUCAUGACCCUGGACAGUCUGCAGAAAUGUGUCUUCAGCUACGACAGCAACUGUCAGGAGAAGCCCAGUGAAUACAUUGCUGCCAUCUUGGAACUCAGUGCCCUGGUGGCCAGAAGGAACCGCCAAAUCUUCGUGCAUCCAGACCUCCUGUACAACCUCACCCCUGACGGGCAGCGCUUCCACAGGGCCUGCCGCCUUGUGCACGACUUCACAGACGCCGUCAUCCAGGAGCGGCGCCGUGCUCUGGCCAGCCAGGGUUCCGAUGAGUUCCUCAAGUCCAAGACCAAGACCAAGACUUUGGACUUCAUUGACGUGCUCCUGCUGACCAAGGAUGAAGAGGGGAAGGAGUUGUCAGACGUGGACCUACGUGCAGAGGCAGACACCUUCAUGUUUGAGGGCCAUGACACCACAGCCAGCGGCCUCUCCUGGAUCCUAUACAACCUUGCAAAGCACCCGGAAUACCAGGAACGCUGCCGGCAAGAGGUGCAGGAGCUCCUGAGAGACCGGGAACUGAAAGAGAUUGAGUGCACUUGCGGGCUCUUCCUUAGGGACGACCUGGCCCAGCUGCCUUACAUGACCAUGUGCAUCAAGGAGAGCCUGCGUUUACAUCCUCCCGUCACAGCCAUUUCCCGCCGCUGCACCCAGGACCUGGUGCUUCCAGACGGCCGUGUCAUCCCUAAAGGAAUUGUGUGUUUCAUCAGCAUUUUUGGGACCCACCACAAUCCAACUGUGUGGCCGGACCCCGAGAUCUAUGAUCCCUCCCGCUUCGAGCCAGAGAAAGUCAAGGACAGGUCGCCCCUGGCUUUUAUCCCCUUCUCAGCAGGGCCCAGGAACUGCAUCGGGCAGGCGUUCGCCAUGGCCGAGAUGAAGGUGGUGUUGGCGCUCACGCUGCUGCGCUUCCGCAUCCUGCCCGACAGUGCUGAGCCGAGUCGCAAGCCGGAGCUCAUCCUGCGUGCGGAUGGCGGGCUGUGGCUGCGGGUGGAGCCGCUGGUCGAGGGACAGUGA
Ochotona curzoniae (black-lipped pika) is the source of this 1599-nucleotide messenger RNA. Its product is annotated as cytochrome P450 4F2-like. Gene Ontology annotation, molecular function: monooxygenase activity; iron ion binding; oxidoreductase activity, acting on paired donors, with incorporation or reduction of molecular oxygen. The record is from RefSeq and is a predicted model, not a curated record. The transcript has 13 exons. Lineage: Eukaryota; Metazoa; Chordata; Mammalia; Lagomorpha; Ochotonidae. The coding region runs from base 1 to 1599 and encodes 532 amino acids.